Molecule: messenger RNA, 918 nt
Organism: Trichomonas vaginalis G3
Lineage: Eukaryota; Parabasalia; Trichomonadida; Trichomonadidae
Product: RNA-binding domain, RBD family-containing protein
Exons: 1
Coding region: 1-918 (305 amino acids)
Molecular function (GO): RNA binding
Source: RefSeq, a predicted model, not a curated record
AUGGAAAAUUCUUCAUCUGAAUUUACACCAAUAGAAAUCAUAGAUAAUGAAACAAAAAUAGCAGAUUUACCAGAAAAUGUAAGGAAAGUCACUCAAGAUCAAGUCUUAUUCGUGAAAGGAAUAACGAAGAAUAUAACGAACGAAGAAUUUAUCAAAUUCUUCCAAAAAUCAGGGAGAAUACUCGCAUAUAAGAUUAAUAAAAACGACACAGGGGCAGAUUUCUAUAUAGCUUACGUAGCUUUUGAGAGAAAACAUGAUGCGCUCGAUGCUUACAAUAAUCUGGAUAGAACACCAUUAAUGGGUAAGAGGAUAAAACUUCUUUGGUCCGAAAAGAACUUCAUAACGAGGGAAAAUUUCGGAGUCCGAAAUGAUCCUCGUAAAGUAGAAAAAUACACUCCUCCUUCAAACCCUCAAUUGCGUGAUAAUAUGGAAACCAAACGAGCUGAAUUACUUAGACUUGUUCAACAUGAAAUUGAAACAAGAUAUAAAAUUAAAGCAGAACAAGAGAGACAAAACCAACUACCUGAAGUACAAUACGAUCGUCCUCCUUCUUAUCAAAAUUACGAUAGGCAAUACCAUGAAAGAAGAGAUAAUUAUAGAAAUGAACGAAGUGAACCAUACAACGACAGAAGAUCAUAUAGGAAUGAAUCACAAGAGUACUCUCGUCCACCUCCACCACCUCAAGAUAGAUAUGAUCGCGAAGAAUAUAGUUAUAGACGUCCAGAAAGAGAAGAAUACAGAAAUUACGAAAGACCACCUGAAAGAAAAGAUAGCCAUUACGAUGAUAGAUAUGAUUACAAAAGACAACCUAGUAGAGAAGAAUACGAUCGAACAGAACGUGAAAGAUACCAUAGACAAGAAUAUCAUCGCCCACGAACAGAUGAUUACUAUAAUUCAGAUAAAGGCCGUCCUCGUUAG